AUGGAAACAGCUAAAUUUCCAUUUGAGAUUGUGAACAUCGACAAACUGACAUAUGACGGUAAAAGCUUCUUAUUAUUAGAAGAUAGCCUGACUAGGUACAUAUGGGUAACACCAUUAAAGACGGAAGAAGUCUACAAUGAUAUGCACCAAUUUCUCCACGCCAAUCCCACACCAGAAAAGAUCAUAACUGAUAACGAACAAACCUUCAAAACAUACCAUCCUGAAAGCAACGGCAUCGCCGAAAGAGUAAUCAAAACUCUCAAAGGUUUAGCAGAUGCUUUAGACCACGAAGAUCCAGUAGUCAGGAUCCUCAGGGCUGUCAAGAACUAUAAUCAAAGUCCUCAUACCACAACAACUUACACGCCAGAAGAAUUACUAUACACAAUCUCAAAACGGACAACAGAGACGCAAGAAGAAAUCAACGAACGCAGAAAGGAAAGAAAUUUAUCACAAUUACAGGACGCACGAGAGAAAAUUGCCCAAGCAAAAGAAGUGAACCAAAAGAAGAAAAAAGAACAGGCAAAGAAGAAGAUUACCAAAUAG
Belonocnema kinseyi is the source of this 543-nucleotide messenger RNA. RefSeq lists its product as uncharacterized. NCBI's taxonomy places the organism in Eukaryota, Metazoa, Arthropoda, Insecta, Hymenoptera, Cynipidae. The transcript has 2 exons. Gene Ontology annotation, molecular function: nucleic acid binding. The record is from RefSeq and is a predicted model, not a curated record. The coding region runs from base 1 to 543 and encodes 180 amino acids.